Molecule: messenger RNA, 1040 nt
Organism: Puntigrus tetrazona (Sumatra barb)
Lineage: Eukaryota; Metazoa; Chordata; Actinopteri; Cypriniformes; Cyprinidae
Gene: eve1
Product: even-skipped-like1
Exons: 3
Coding region: 1-696 (231 amino acids)
Biological process (GO): regulation of transcription by RNA polymerase II
Cellular component (GO): nucleus
Molecular function (GO): DNA-binding transcription factor activity, RNA polymerase II-specific; RNA polymerase II cis-regulatory region sequence-specific DNA binding
Source: RefSeq, a predicted model, not a curated record
AUGGGACGACCUGAGAGAUGCAGAGUAGCAGAGGGCAGGGAGUCGCCAGUGUCUACUGUUGCUCACGCUGACAGUGAUCAAGGAGAAGAAGAGUGCCCUCGUAUUUCACUGCUCAAUGGGAUAGACCAGAGCCGGCGACACCGGACUGCUUUCACGAGGGAGCAGCUGACCCGCCUUGAGCAAGAAUACUGUAAAGAAAGUUACGUGUCUCGCCCCAGACGAUGCGAACUGGCGGCGGCGCUCAACUUGCCGGAGACCACAAUAAAGGUCUGGUUCCAGAACAGGAGGAUGAAGGACAAGAGGCAGCGUCACAGUCUGAACUGGCCUAAUCCACUAGACCCAAACCUGUGCGCCUUCAUGGUGAGUCAAGCGGCUGCUGGACUCCCCUACCCACUGCUGCCCCGCUUGCCCCUUCAUCUAUACUCUCAUCUGGGCAUGGGUAGCCUCUCAGGUUAUACAAGCCCCUACAGUGCCACCACAAGGCCAGUGGACACUUUGCACCUCCCUCCCUCAACCUACCCCUGGCUUAGUGGACUUCCACAACCUGCUCUCUAUUCCCCCAUCCAGACGAUGCACCAUCCCGCAGGAUGCCACUGUCCCCACUGCCUGCACUGGAGACCAGACCACCUGCUUAAACCUAGAGGGGGGGCUAGGACAGCCACACAGCCCAAAAGCUUCGGCAGUGCUUCGGGAUGAAAGAAUAGUGGCGUCUUUGGCUUGCUAAAAAGAGAGUUUACCCAAAAAAGAAAAUUCAUCGGUCAUUCACACACCCUCGUGUAACUCUAAACCCGUUUGACCUGUGUGCUUUCUUCGGUGGGACACGAAAGAAUAUAUCUUGAAGGUUUUUUUUUUGAAAGUUUAAAGCUGUUGUAUUUAUGCAUAUGUACAGUUUUUCAGAAUAUAUCAUCACUCGCGAAGAGCUGUUUUGUUGUUUGUCUUCCCAUAGCAUAGAAAACAGUUUCGCUCGCCUUCCUAAAAUACCCGAUCUUUAGAUAUUUUGUUCAUAAACAUUUUUUAUGUGUUGACAUUUUUGCACCUGA